Molecule: messenger RNA, 2661 nt
Organism: Babesia ovata
Lineage: Eukaryota; Apicomplexa; Aconoidasida; Piroplasmida; Babesiidae
Product: valyl-tRNA synthetase
Exons: 2
Coding region: 1-2661 (886 amino acids)
Biological process (GO): valyl-tRNA aminoacylation
Cellular component (GO): cytosol
Molecular function (GO): aminoacyl-tRNA deacylase activity; valine-tRNA ligase activity; ATP binding
Source: RefSeq, a predicted model, not a curated record
AUGACCGCGAAUAUUUUUGAACGUGGAAGGUUACAACGGCGUUACGUGGAGCCUCCAGGUAAAAGUGCGGUCCGUCUGAUAACGCCUCCACCUAACCUAACCGGUGACCUCCACGUGGGAAAUGCGUUGAACCUCGUCUGCAGCGACAUAUACUUACGACACGCCGAGCUGUCCAAUCGCGAAGUAUAUGCGCGCUUCUGCAGUGACCAUGCCGGCCAGGGUUUGGAGCGCAUUGUCAACCGCACCGUCGGCGUCGACAAGCCACCCGGUGAUAGGAUCCGUUGCGCAUUGCGCCACUGCAAAACCGUCUCAGAAGACCAUCUCGAUACUCUGACGAGCUUAGGUGUCGAUUGGCUGUAUGGAGGCUGGACGUUGGGACGUCGUAGCAAGGAGGUUACCAGGCAUGCUUUCGUCAGCCUUUACCGAGAUGGUCACCUCUCCGAAAAAUUGUAUCCGACUUUCGCCAAGAUAACCGAUAAAGGAGUCACCUUUUUAGACUCCGCUGAUGUGGAAAUUGUAAAAACGCCAAAGAAGCUCUACGCCAUCAAUCUGAAGUUGGUCGAUGUUAAUGUUGAUGAGAGCGAAUCCGCUGACGCAUCCUCGGAUGCGAGAUCCCCAGACGCCCAUCCAUCGGAUAACGUAUAUAAUGGAGAACACCUUACAGUGCACACAACCAAACCUGGACUGCUCCAUGCCUCGGCAGCCGUCGCCGUAUCCGAAGCGGUUUCCGAGCGGCUCAAAGGUAAGGCGGUGGUUCUUCCAGGCUCGGAUAGACGCAUCCCCCUGAUCGCCUCAGCAGGCGUGGAAGAUGAUCGAGCAACUUUUGUCAUGCCAGGGUACCUGUUUGAAGAUUACCAGCUGGGGUUGAAAUAUGGCCUUGACGUGAUCGACAUCACCGAUGAACGUGGUCGCCUGAAGAAUGUCAUUCCAGAGCUGUCAAAUUUGACCAUUGCAGAGGCUGAAAAGAAGCUGAUCGACAGUUUUGUCGAGGUUGCAACUGUGGAGGAACAGUCUCCUACGCUGCUUGGAGACCCGAGCUGCGAUGUAUACACGCUGCCCGCACCUCACUGGCUGAUCGACGUGGGCGCCAUAUCUGGUCCUGCUUUAGACGCCAUGAAUGAUCUUGAAGUAGACCCUCCAAGCCGCAGCUCACUCCUGCGCCAACGGGUGGCGUCAACUCAGCCGUGGUGUAUCAGCCGAUACGGCUGGUGGGGCAUGCGUGUCCCCGUUUGGUACCUGAAGAAGGACGGGAGCUCUAUGCCCUUCCCGGCGCACUCACAAUCGGAAGCAGAGCAAAUGGCCGAAGAGCAUCUGCAAUGUUCGCUCUCGGAUGCAUUGAGCAGAGGUUACAAGUUCGAGCAGGACACACGAACCCUCGACACCUGGUUCACCUCUGCUCUGUGGCCCAUUACGUCGACUCCUGGCACGCAUUCGUCACCAUUGGCACCGGAUUCAUGCAAUGAUACCAAGUUGCGCGAUGAUGUUCCCUUGGACGGUGUGGUGGUUGAUGGUCUAGCUAGUGGAGAAGUCGGCGAGAGUACCGCGGUGGAAGAUAUUAUGGCCUCCAUCGACGCUGCCAAGAAAGACUUAGUAGACUCACCAGAUGCUCCCAAAUAUGAUUUGGCGUUAUCACAGGCUGCAACGCUGAGCCUGACGAAUGCCACCAGGGUAUUGUAUACGUGUUACGACAUCCUUCACUCUUGGGUGGCCCGCAUGCUGCUGCUGUGCACGUGGUUUUCGAAAGGAAAGCUACCUUUCGACAAAUUGGUAUUACAUGGUUUGGUUAACGACUCUUCGGGUCGGAAGAUGAGCAAGUCUGAGGGCAACACUGUGACCGCUAGGGAGUUCGUGAGUGGCUUCGGCCAGCUCCCAGGAUUUCCAGACCUCAGCAAACCUAGUGAUGUGGAUGUGUUGAUCGCAAAGGUCGCCGGUAAAACCGUGAAGCACACCAACCCGCUGGCUGUGGCACAGGCACGGCUUGUCUUGGCCACAGCCGCGUCUAAGGCCAACGUCUGUCAUGAUUUGGGCGGGUACGCAGAUCGGGUGAAAAGUCUGCUCAAGAAGGUAGCUAAUAUCACAAAGUACGUCAGUAACGCGUGCAAGCAAGCGAACCUUGACCACAUGUGGGACAUAUCGCCUGAUGAGGUGGGCAACUCAUUCGUGGAGCGGCUGGUGUCGGCCGGCCUUUCGAGGUCCGGUAGGGAAGUUGGAAAUUGCAUCGAGACCUUUUCGUUCCGGAAGUCGUUCGAACACUUAGAGAAGUACGUAUCCGUAUUCUCGGAGUACGCAAUUCCCAGCCACCGACACGGCGACUUAGGCAUCGGAGCUCUAGCCCUGGGUUACCGAGACCUCCUGAGGCUGCUGAUGCCGUUCACUCCCCAGCUGGUGACCGCCAUGCCAAUCCCUCUUGGCAUGAUGGGCACUGGCGAGCUGUUUGAAUGGCCUGUUUUCGGCGACCCCGUUGCUGAGGACGAGCGCGCCUUCGACGUGUUCGAAAGCGUCAUUCGGCAGCUGCGCAGGCACGCACUGGAAGGGUCCGACAACGCCGUAGUAGAGGUUCCGGAGGACCUCAGGGACGCGAUCGAAUCGCACCGUCCGCUGCUGACAUACUUGCUCAAGCUCACAUAUAACACGGUCAUACAAUUUAAUGUACAGUCCUAG